AUGUCGGGAUUUGUCCAUCUCAACAAGCGUUCGAAAGACUAUGAGGGGCAGAAACUAAGCGGAGAGACCAGCAGCCGCGAAGAACCCGGCGAAACGGAGGGGCGAGACGCCCUCAAGGCGGACGCUGAGGGCGACGAUCCAAAUGCAUGCAGCAAAACACUCAUGCACGAUGCGGAGCUCCAGGGACACAGCGAGCUGCGAGAGAGGAUUCAGAGUCUCUCAGUUGUAGACCUCUUCUCUUCGUUGGCGUCGCAAACUAGUCGCAAACGAAAAGCGGAGACGGACGGAAGAGGGGGGGAAUCAUGCCGGGAAGGAGACUGUCUUGGGCACGUCGACUGCGCGACAGACAGGACUCUGAAAAGCGUUGGCGAAGAAGUGAAAGAAGAGAGAGUGAAAACGAACAGGACGAGCGAGGCGCCGCGUUUCCCCUCAGCCUCCGCUCCGCCGGUGCCGCAUGCAGUCGAGGGAGACAUCUCCCGUUUCUUCAGUCAGGUAUUCGCAAACGGCAGUUUUCCGGUUUUCCCUCCUUGGGAGGCAGGUGACGAUCGCCUUUUUAAAACCGCGAAAAUCCUCGACGAGAGUUUUGAACACGAGACAGGCGGAGGGGCAGAAGAAGACGCUCAGGAGACGCAGACGUGUUUUGAAACGGCUGCGGCGGGCAGUGAGAGAGAUCAGCCGCCGUGUCGCGACGGCGAUGUCGCGAGGCGCGUGCUCGGGAAAGCGGAGACUCUCACCUCUGCGCCAGCCUCUGAAGAGACGCCGGAGGGACGCGCCGAGACGGCCAGGGGACGGCGCGGGCGCUCGCAUGCAGUACGGCAGGCCUCGUUCUUGUUUGAAGACGAACAGGGUGAUCCCAGACGAGAAGGCGAGAGGAGGACUGCCGGGGGUGGUGCAAUCUACGGCGGGAGAGUCGGAGAAGAAAAAGCGACAACACCGCUGCAGGCCCAGGGAUCUGUGCAUCCACCUCUGUCUGUAGGACGUCAGAGAAGCCGGAUUAUGGUACACGCCUCUUCGUCUUCCUCUUCGUCUUCCUCUUCGUCUGUAGCCGCGUCUUCGGUGUCUUCAGGUGCUGCGCAUACGUCCUCAUCUUCUUGCGCCUCUUGCGCGUUUCCCCCGGAUCCUUCUGAGCUUUCGCCUCUCGAUCUUCUGCGGCUCGGGCGCCCCCAGCGCGAGUUUGCAGCCGCCGAUCAAGUUCUCCGCCUCCAAGCGCUCUCAAGCAAAACCGUGGGCCGUACUGCUGACGAUGGCCCAUCUGCGCAGAGAGCGUUCCUCUGGCGGCGGGCGACUCUGCGCUUGACACCGGAGGUCACGGCGGCACUGUCGCCAGCCGCCCUGCGUCAAACCAUGCAGGCGCUCUCGGCUGGUCGCGCCGCGGGGAUGCUUCCGCCCUCGCCGAUGCUCCUCGUGCAGGUGUUAAACGCAUGCACCGAGAAACUCAUCUACUGGACCCUCGCCGACCAACUUCUCGUUCUCAAUACUGUGUCUGCGCUGCUCCUCCCACCCCUGCCGUCGGACGCCUCGUCGCCGCUGUCUCCGCGUGUCUCCGUUUUGCCCGGGGACUGUCUCUCGCGCGGCGCCUCUCCUACCGGCCCAUCCCCGGCGCGCGACUGGGGCGGCGGGGCUCUUGGGUCUGCGGCCGCCGUGACGCUGGAGAUGCUUCUUCAGCGUUUGCAGGCCGUGCGCGAGAGCUUGAGUGUUAGCGACGUGGCGUCGAUUCUCCACGUCUACUCGCGUGUGGGGCUUCUGUCUCCGAAAGCCUCGGUGGCCUUCCUGGACGCCCUGUACCGGAACCUGCUGGCGAACCAAGCGCGGCAACAGCGCCUUGUUCGUCUGCGCCCAAACGGGGAGCGAGAAGGCGGUUCGUCUAGUGCAGGGAGAGACAAAGUAACAGAGAGCGAGGAGAAACUGCAUCGAGGCCAGGCUGCUCUAGGAUACGCUCAAGGACGUGAAGCGGGUACGCGUGCAGCCGAGAAGCAGUCAGGCUGGGCUAUGGGUGGGCCUGCUGACACGCCUAGGGGCCGAUCGGCGCCGCUUAAAGAUCAAGCUCCAGCUGCAGCCUCCUGGUCCUCCUCGAGUUCGUCUCUGUCUGAGUCCUUUGCUGCGCUCCUUCGCCUCGCCGACAGCGUCGCUUCCCUCCUAGAGCAGCAGACAGAUCGGGGUCUGCCUCCUGCGGACGCGAUGCUCGGUGAACAGCUGUGGAGGCGCCAUUUGCACCGUAUGCAGCAGAGACAACCCACCACGUCGGGGCGUUUGCCUUCGGGCGACCGGCUUCAGGCUCCUCCCCCCGCAGCGUUGCAGGAAGAGAGGAGCGAGGUGCGACGGGCGACAGGCCGAGCGGCCCCAGAAGACGGCCGCGAAAGAGAGAAGACAGACACCGGCGAGAUUAGCGAAGGAGAACCGGGAAGACACGGACGCGCGGAAGGCGACGGAGAGGGAAUGCAACAGGAACAAUUUGUUUCAGCGGAGGUAACACGAGAGAGCGAAAGACAAUCUGAGGAGCUUGCCAAGGCCUUAUCGCCUGUCUCAUGCGACGAAAGAGCUAGCCAGGCAGCUCGCCACAGAGGCGCGGUAUGUCAACCGUUCCGUUCUUCCGCCGACUCUCACUCCGCAUUCGAAGCGCCAGCCAAUGCCGCGCUGUCGCCGCUUUCUCUGCGACUGAUGGCGCGGCUUCUCCAGCACCUCGCCGAGGCAUUUCUGUCCGGGUACAGCUGCGAGAGAGAGCAGCGCGAGGCCCCGUGCAUGCACGCUUCUUCGCAGAAUUCGGAAACAGACGGCUCGGCCGUGAGGGGUUGUGGAACAACGGACUCCAAGGGAGUCCCCGCUUCUCUGCAUGCCUUGCAUGUGACACGCCUUCUGCAUGCGAUGACGCUUCUGGACUUUCACGCGUUCUCCAUGUAUUCCCGAACUCAGGUUCUUCGCUCCCGGCGUCUCUUUGAACAACUAUUUGCCAUGUUGCGAGUUGACGACCUUUUGUGUCUCGAGGGCAUUGACGGUGGCAUGGGUGCCUCCGCUGCUGUCGCGAUAGUCUCUUCUUUGGCAGUUCAGAAACGGCUCUUUGAGCGGUCUGAGCGCGUAGGCUUAUCUUCGGAGAAGGGCGAAGCCAGGCAAGGCGCGGGAGCUGGGCGAGUCGCAGCAGCACCGACUCUGUCCGCUGAAGCCGAAGAUCGUGAGAAGGCAGGAAAGCAAGGAGACGCCCGAGGAGUUGCGAAGGGCUCGCCGACGAGAACGGUGACAGGCGACACGGCCGCGACGGAGAAGAGGCAGGCUGCAGAGCGCUCGCAGUGCGCGAAGAGCGAGGAAGAGAGUCGAAGGACGGGCGUUGGAAAGGGCGGCUUUUUCUUCGACGCUUUGAAGGACGACGUCCUCCCGCGCCUCGUGACCGUUGCCGUCCGGCAUGCCCAUACCCUCAGCGUUCAUCAGCAUGCAGUCGUAAGGAGUGCAGCGAACACCGGGAGAGACCUCGCUUUCGACGAGCAAGUCUGGACCUGGGCGAUGAGCCAGAGCACGACCGCGAAGCGUUGUCUUGCGAGUUUCGCGAUCCACGGCGCGGCCUCUUUGCGGUGUCUGUUGGUCCUGCAGCUCCUCGAAGCACUCAGUUUGCACCUGGGCUUCCGGCACGACUUCCUUCUCGACGCGCUUCGCUGUUCUGCCUUGGCAGCGGCCAGGGGGGCCCUCGGCGUCUCGUCCGUGCCGCCUCUCCGGCGCACUGGAGACGACCGCGCUCACCUUUCCUCGCUCUUCGCUCCGGCCUGGUCGACGGUGCGUGUCUUCUGCACGCUCCUCAGACAACACCCGCUCACUGCCUUCCCUGUCAUUUUAGAGGGCCAUGGAGUCUUCACCGCUGCUACCGAUGUGUUGGCGGCCUUUUGUUCCUCCCUGUCGCCUUCCUCGGGGCCUGCGCGCGGGAGGACGAUUCCUGCUUUGUUUGGUCUCUUGUCGCCAGACGAAAAGACUGAGGAGGCCCAGCUGCGGUUGCUGUCCCUUCUUCUUGUGAGUCUUCUUCCUCAUCUCCGCAAAGAGCCCCAAGUCGCGGCUCUGCCCUCGGGCGGUGCAUGCGCCAAUGCUCUCGCCUCUCCCGUCUCGCGCGCUCUCUGUGUGGAGCAAGGCGUACAGCAGCGUGGCACUGGGACUGGAUUCCAGGAGCGACAGAGAGAACCGCGCGAUUGCCGGCGAGAGAAGAACGGCUUUCGAGACAGUUCGGAGAGACGCACAUGCACGGGAGAAGGCGAAACAGCGGCAGAGGACAGGCGACUCACGGCAGGCCCCGUGGUCUCGCGUCCAGGCCUGUCUGGCGCGUCUCCACCUCCCGGCCGGAUGUCCUCGCCGCGACUCCGGCCGCUCUGGGUGUACCUUCACCCGAAUUUGACCGACUUCGACAAACCUCCCCUCUGUUUCCUCGAGGGUCCGGUGCGACAGCAGAGAACUUCGUUGCCGGAACUCCUAAACAAAAUGGCGGUCGAGGCUGAGCGUCUUCUCAAGACGGUCACAGCGGCCACACGACGGAAGGCAUAG
This is a messenger RNA of Neospora caninum, 4512 nucleotides long. RefSeq lists its product as hypothetical. The transcript has 8 exons. Lineage: Eukaryota; Apicomplexa; Conoidasida; Eucoccidiorida; Sarcocystidae. Bases 1 to 4512 code for a protein of 1503 amino acids. The record is from RefSeq and is a predicted model, not a curated record.